This is a messenger RNA of Doryrhamphus excisus (bluestripe pipefish), 3105 nucleotides long. RefSeq names its product katanin p80 (WD repeat containing) subunit B 1 (gene katnb1). The record is from RefSeq and is a predicted model, not a curated record. Gene Ontology annotation, biological process: microtubule depolymerization; microtubule severing. Lineage: Eukaryota; Metazoa; Chordata; Actinopteri; Syngnathiformes; Syngnathidae. Gene Ontology annotation, molecular function: microtubule binding. Gene Ontology annotation, cellular component: katanin complex.
CGUCACCGGAAGUGUCCAGUUGCUAAGCUGCGGGUCUGCAGCAGCCAACAACUUUUUAUUUGUAAAGAAGUCGGCGUCGGGCGUUUCGCUAGUCAACUUUGACCGCGCCUUUGCUUCACCUGGACCGCAGCGGAACAGUGGGAGAUGACUCGUCUUUUCAGGUGGACCUGGCUGAUGUCUGGCGUUCCAGUGAGAUCCAGUCAUUAGUCUGAGCCGGCGAGACCGUCAUGGCUGCUGCAAGCGCCACUAAGAUCUCAUGGCGACUACAGGAGUUUGAGGCUCACACCAGUCGAGUCUCCUGUGUGUCUUUGGGAAAAAGUUCUGGUCGUCUGCUGGCCAGCGGUGGUGAAGACUGCAGAGUCAACAUCUGGUCUGUGAGCAAGGCCAACUGCAUCAUGAGUCUGAGCGGUCACAAGAAGCCAGUGGAGUGUCUUCACUUCAACAUGUCGGAGGAGCUGCUGGCCACGGGUUCUCAGUCUGGAGCCAUACGAGUGUGGGACCUGGAGGCCGCCAAGAUGUUGCGCACCCUGACGGGGCACAAAGCUAACAUCACCAGUUUGGGCUUUCAUCCUUUUGGAGACUUUUUGGCCUCCGGCUCCACGGACACAAACAUUAAGCUGUGGGACGUGCGGCGGAAAGGCCACCUCUACAGUUACAAGGGUCACACUCAGGCCGUCAGAAGUCUGGCCUUCAGCCCCGACGGGAAGUGGCUGGCGUCGGCGGGUGACGACCGCACCGUCAAGCUAUGGGACCUAAUGCAAGCCAAGACCAUCAGCGAGUUCGCCGCACACGAAGGCGCCGUCAACGCCAUCCAGUUUCAUCCCAAUGAGUACCUCUUGGCGUCCGGCAGCUCCGACAGGUCGGUGAAGCUGUGGGACCUGGAGAAGUUUUCCAUGGUGGCUUCGCUGGAGGGAGACGCCAGUCCGGUCAGGUGUAUCCUCUUCAGUCCAGACGGAAGCUGCCUGUUCAGCGGCUCCACGGACUCGCUACGCGUCUACGGCUGGGAGCCUGAUCGCUGCUUGGACUCGGUGGCAGUGGGGUGGGGCCGAGUGUGCGACCUGGCCGUCUGCAACGAGCAGCUUAUCGGCGCGUCUCACCAGCUGAGCAGUGUGGCAUCCUACGUGGUCGACCUGAAGCGCGUCAAGACGAGUGCCGCCGCUGCGCUUCCGGGAAUCGUCCAGAGCCAGGAGCCGUCGGCCGAGCCCAAAGGAGGCGUGCUACGCCGCAGCUACGAGCGACCCGCGACCGCCUGCCGCUCUCAAGGGGUGAAGUGCAGCUCAGACGCUGAUAGGCGGAGUCCCGAGGGCGAGAGGCGAAGCCCCAGCGAGGAUGAGGCGGACGAGAAAGUUUCCUCGGCUGAAAUCCACAACGCCGAAGACUACCAGGAAAUCUUCCAGCCUAAGAACGCCAUCUCUCGGACGCCGCCCAAGAUGCUGGAGCCUUUCCCCGCCCCCCCAGAGGACGAAUUGUCUUCAUUGUUCGGACAACAUGUCCCCAACGCGUCUGUAAUUCCCGACCAGAUGCAGGUGUCUCCAUUAGCCUCGUCCACACCCAUCCAGAGGGUGGAGCCAACAGUGGUCACCUGCGCCAAACAACCCGCCCCCCCCACCACAGGCCAAGUGUUCCCCACCCCCCCCGUCAGCGAGCCCCUGCCGCCACCGCUUCCUCAGACGGCCGUCAAACUGCAUCCUAAAAUCUUCCCGGUCGCCAGGAACGAGCCGAUCGGCCUCAACGUGGCCGACUUCCUUCCUUCGGCGCCUGACAAGAGGGCGGCGGUUCUGAGCGACGACGAGGCGCUGAGUCAGAUCCGCAAAGGUCACGACACCAUGUGCGUGAUGCUCAGCAGCCGUCACAAGAACCUGGACACCGUGCGAGCCGUGUGGGCCCGCGAGGGCAUCAAGUGCGCCCUGGACGCCGCCGUCUCCAUAAACGACCUUUCCAUCGUCGUGGACGUCCUCAACAUCGUCAACAUGCAGCCGUCGCUAUGGAAACUGGAUGUGUGCAUGACCAGUCUUCCUCAGAUUGACAAACUGCUGCAGAGUAAAUACGAGAGCUACAUUCAGUGCGGCUGUACGUCACUCAAGAUCAUCAUGAAAUAUUUCUGGCCGCUCAUCUCCGACACGCUCGGAGCGGCGCCGUCGGUCGGUGUGGACAUCACACGUGAGGAGCGACACCACAAGUGCAGGAUGUGCUGCAAGCAGCUGAAGAACGUCAACAACGUUGUGAAGAACAAGGCGUCGCAGGUCGGUCGCCACGGUUGCGCCUUCAGAGAGUUGCAGCUGCUGAUGGCACCGCUGGACGACGCGCUUUGACAACGAGGACUUUGAAGAGCUUUGCAUCCUUUCAAUAAAGUUACAAGCAUUUGGAGACCAGGGGUCUUUCUUCCAGCCUGGAGACCACGUUUCUCCUUGGACUCAAGCCCUCACCCGGGAUGAAAGUGAGAACAUGGAGUGUUCUUUGCCUCACCCACGAGCUCAGACUCCUGCAUCCGUGAGGCGCUGGUGUCCCCUGCCUGGACAAGGUGCUGUUCUUCGCCGAAUUUGAUUGAAUCGCUUUCGGAUUACAUGAAUUACAUGAACCCUGACUCCAUAUUUCCCGGGUCUUCACCACCACAUCAGGGUGUUGAUUCAAGGAAAAGGUUGGAAGAAACGCUGGGAACACGAUGAGUACUCCUACCAUUACCAGAAAUGAUGAUCUCAGUACUACUACUAUUGAUCACUACAAAUGCAACAUAGUACACAAACGCUACACUGAGCGCUGAAUCAUCUGUUCACGUGCUGCCAUGUUGGAUGUGGCAAGAGCGAGCGGAGCGAGUGCGUGCCUUGCUGUCCAACCUACCUCGGUGUUCCCAGUGUCAGCGAGUGACGCGUGGCUGGGUCUGUACUAAUGUCCAUGCAGUCACUUUAGAUUUUAUCAUACUUGACAUUUGUCAGAUCAAAACACGUAGAUGUUCCGACUUAAUCACUGAGUGGUUCUAUUGGUGCCGUGUUUUGCUUCAUUAAUAAUUUUACUGUUGCGGCCGACAGUUCUCAUACGCAGAAGAAAUCCGUGUGGACACUUUAGCGACAUUGUGGAGGGAUGUUCAUUAAAAGUGAAGGACAGGAA